GAUGGGUGCUUCGGUUCACAAAUUAUCAAAAUCAAUGGCUAUUGGGGGAAAGCCCCCAUACUUAAGGCCUUACUUUGGGAUGUUUGGAUAUGGAGGGCCUGUAGCAUCCAUGCACUUGGGGAGGCGUACUCGUGUUUCGUCCAAAACAAAACACGUAAAAGGUGUUGAUAUUAACAAACUCCAGUGCCGCCUCAAGGACAUAUAUUUCCCCUACAUUCAGGCUGAAAUUGUCUGGAAGAACGAUAUUUCAUACAAAUCUAUAUUUGGAUGUUGGAGGUUAGCAAUGCCUCCGCACAACAAAAAAAGGAGUGUCCUCAACAACGUAAUCAAAUAGAUUGCGGGUAUUUCAUGUUGAGGUUUAUGCGAGAU
Lathyrus oleraceus (garden pea) is the source of this 369-nucleotide messenger RNA. Its product is annotated as structural maintenance of chromosomes flexible hinge domain-containing protein GMI1. The transcript is spliced from 5 exons. The coding region runs from base 2 to 334 and encodes 110 amino acids. Lineage: Eukaryota; Viridiplantae; Streptophyta; Magnoliopsida; Fabales; Fabaceae. The record is from RefSeq and is a predicted model, not a curated record.